AUGAAAUUAUCCCACAUCAUAACCCUACUAAUACCAGUGGUCAUCGCUUCAGUGGGUGAUAACCUUCCUGCAUUCAAGCAAUGUCUCCCUGAUUGCCAGGCAGCUUGUGUCGACCCUUCAUCCUCCAAAUAUGCUCAGGACUCGACUAAUUGGAUAUCAGCCGCUCUCUUCCAAUGGGAUUGUAGUCUGGACUGCAACUACAAAUGUCAACAAAUCAUCACGCGUCAAAGGGUAGCGGAGGGACUUCCCAUGGUGCAGUUCUAUGGAAAGUGGCCCUUCAAGCGCUUCUUGGGCAUCACCGAGUUCUUCUCCACGGUGUUUUCGCUAGCUAACUUCUAUGUCAACUACAAAAACUACCACAAGAUCAAAUCUCAGUAUAAACUCACGGCCUACAAAGACGAUGAUCGUUCAACCAUGUUGCGCCAGUACUUGGUACUUUUGUUUGUGUCCAUGUGUGGAUGGUUCUGUAGCACAAUCUUCCAUAUUCGGGAUAAGCCUAUGACCGAGACGCUUGACUACUUUGGGGCUGGUGCCAUUAUAGCCGCCAACUUCAACGCCAUCUUUGUGCGCAAGUUCGGCCUUUACUUAACCGAAAAGACGAGGUCCAGGCUCAUCUUCCAGACGCUUCUAUGUGGAGUAUUGCUUCUCCAUUACGCCAAGUUGUACUUUGAUUGGGAUUACGGGUACAACAUGCGUUUCAAUGUAGUUGUUGGCUUAGCUGCACUGGUGCUCUGGAUCUUGCACUCCAUGCUGGUUCACCGGCAGUAUCUCCGCAGACCUCAUUACUAUAACAAUUCGAUUCGCUUAUUACCAUUUGAGACACGAAUCCUCAGCAAACUCAAUUUAGUGGGGCUUUCUAAGACUAGAUACAUUCCGCUUAUUCCGGUGGUGUUGAAUUUUGCACUAAUGGCGGCUGCCUCACUUGAGAUGGUAGAUUUUGACCCAAUUGCUGGUUUGGUGGACGCCCAUCUGCUUUGGCACCUCUGCACAAUCUUUCCUCCUAUAGUAUGGUAUGAUUGGAAUCUUUGGGACUUGGAGAUGGCCAAUCUUCAAAUGAAGGCACGCAAGGGAUGA
Messenger RNA from Sungouiella intermedia, 1074 nucleotides. NCBI's taxonomy places the organism in Eukaryota, Fungi, Ascomycota, Pichiomycetes, Serinales, Metschnikowiaceae. The record is from the annotation of a GenBank genome assembly.